Halichondria panicea is the source of this 796-nucleotide messenger RNA. RefSeq lists its product as uncharacterized. Bases 110 to 586 code for a protein of 158 amino acids. The record is from RefSeq and is a predicted model, not a curated record. Gene Ontology annotation, biological process: signal transduction. The transcript has 6 exons. NCBI's taxonomy places the organism in Eukaryota, Metazoa, Porifera, Demospongiae, Suberitida, Halichondriidae. Gene Ontology annotation, molecular function: protein binding.
CCUGCCCCCUACUGCCACAGGGCACACUAGAGAGGUGGUGUACCCUACUCCCCUGCGUACUGGCAGUGCCACCCACCACCCUCCCACAGCCUCUCUGCCAGUUGGAGUUAUGGAUAUUGCUGGAGCCACUGGCGUGAGUCUUGAGAAGGACUAUCGCUGGGUUGAGCCGUGCUUUGAGGCCAUGCUGACACACUGGGUGAAGCGCUCCUCUCCUCCCCCCUCCUGGUCUGCCCUUGUUAGAGCACUAGAGUCUCCCGCCAUUGCUCGUGGGGACAUUGCAACAACCAUUAAGACAAAAGCUACCAGCGACAUCUCUCCUGAUAUUUGUCAUCUCACUCACAGUGAGGGACUGAGUGUGGAUCAUCAUUUGAGGGUAUUGAGGACAGCUGCCUGGGAGGUGAGGGGGACAUGGCGUCCUCUGGGAGAGCAGUUGGGUGUCAAUGAGGGGACACUAGAUGCCAUCAAGAGAGACUAUCCGAACGAGUCUGAUAUGUGUUUCACUAAACUACUGGAGCAAUGGUUGACAAGAUCCACCCCCGCCCCCACACUAGGAGCACUCAUCCAAGCACUCGAGUCCUGUCAUUAGUCGUGGAGACUUUGCCCAACAAAUGGAAUCUAAACUAACCUAGCUUACAGUAACAGCUCCACUGUAAUAAAUUUAUUGUACUGUGUAGCAUAAUAAAAGAGCUCAUCAACACUUUAAGGUUUAUAUUUGGUAUAAAUAUUACACACAACUCUUAGUAGAUUGCUUAGUUAAUGAUCUUUAGUAAUUUGCCACUUUUAUUGUUAAUGAUUA